GCGGGGCCGAGCGCAGGGCCACCCGGGCGGCCGGGGAGGCCACGGACCCGCUGCGACCAAGGCCAUGGCCGGACAUGCCCGCGGCUCCGCGCGCGCCCUGCUGGCCGCCCUGCUGGCGCCCGCGCUGCUGGCGCUGCUAGUGUCGCCGGCGUGGGGCCGCGGUGGCCGGGACCACGGGGACUGGGACGCGGCUGCGCGGUUGCCGCCGCUGCCGCCCCGCGAGGACGCGGCGCGCGUGGCCCGCUUCGUGACGCACGUCUGCGACUGGGGCGCGCUGGCCACCACCGCCACGCUGGAGGCGGUGCGCGGCGGGCCCUUCGCCGACGUGCUCUCGCUCAGCGACGGGCCCCCGGGCGCGGGCAGCGGCGUGCCCUACUUCUACCUGAGCCCGCUGCAGCUCUCCGCCCACAACCUGCAGGAGAAUCCACAUGCUACGCUGACCAUGUCUUUGGCACAAACCAACUUUUGCAGGAAAAAUGGCUUUGAUCCCCAGAGCCCCCUUUGCGCUCACAUAAUACUGUCAGGAGCUGUGACCAAGGUGAACGAAACGGAAGUGGACUUUGCAAAGCACUCAUUGUUCGUCCGACACCCCGAGAUGAAAACCUGGCCUUCCAGCCACAACUGGUUCUUUGCUAAGUUGAAUAUAACCAAUAUAUGGGUCCUGGACUACUUUGGUGGGCCAAAAAUAGUGACACCUGAAGAAUAUUAUAACGUCACAUUUCAGUGAAGCCGGAAUAUGGAGAAUUGAGCGGCACCUGUGAGGUUCCUUGGCCUGUCUCCUGCACACCUACGGGCUUAGCAUUUCUCUGGAAGUCGGUUUUCUGACGUGCUGGUUGGCUUGUUUGCUUGCUUGUUUACAGAAUAAUGUUGAACCUAAACUCGAUUUCCUGGAAGUCGUGGUUGCUAGAUUGGUUUUUUCCCCCAUAUUUUGAAGCCAUUUUCAAGGAGGAAUUCCUUCAUAUAAUCAAAGAAAAUUAGUUUCAUCAAUUCCAAGUAUUUUGCAAUGGAGCUCCUUGAAGACCAAGUGCAGGUUCCAGUGGCCCGUUGGCCUUGCGGGUGCUGGUUUGCGUCCUUUAUCCCUGGCGGCUGCGUGCUGGGCGUGUGUCCUUACCCCAUCUGUCUCCCAACCACCGGUGCCUGGUGCAGAGGGGUGGCCCCUGUUAGAGGGGCCUCGUGACCCUGCCGGAAUGUGAGCUCAAAGGCCACUUCCUGCUUGUGCUGACCCACCUGACUGUCCUGACCGUCCCAGGUGCUGUUGACCCAACAGAGGGCAAAACUGUUUCUUACGAAGAGCAUUUUAAACUUUCACAUUUUAAAGUGACGCUUACCUAGACCGAGGAAAUUCAUAGAAACUUUUCCUGAAUUUGGUUUCCCACCUAAGUAGACAUUUGAUGAUCAGCUUCCUCCACCCAAAGCACACGUCUGCUUUGUGCCCUAAAAUAGAAUUGAAAGAGAGAGAAGGAAGGGAGUUUUGUGUAUUUCUGCUAUUCUCUUUUUAACUGGCAUUGACUCGGGUCUGGACCAGCUCUGGCCAGGGUUAGUCCCCCUGCCCAGCCAUCUGCCACAGCUCUGGACAUCCCGUCUCGGCAGUGACCUAUGGCUUCCUCGGUCACUCUGCAUAGCUCCUGAAGCUGCCUUCCAGAGUCAGGCUGUCCGAGGAAGAGACGGCAUUGAAAAGUCACAUUUCAGGAGAGAAGGCACCAUUUAGUUUUAGAUUUCCCUUAAAGAUGCAUCAAGCCGCCAAAUCCAAAAGUGGCAAAGAGAAAAGAAGAUGAUUCAUCAUGUUUGAAAACUAGAAAAUGAACUGAAACCCAGCAAACAGCUUCUGUUUUAAAAGCUGAUUUGUAUUAAACUCAAUAAAAUAGUCUUAUUCACAGCUUCAGUAACUGAA
Molecule: messenger RNA, 1891 nt
Organism: Sciurus carolinensis (gray squirrel)
Lineage: Eukaryota; Metazoa; Chordata; Mammalia; Rodentia; Sciuridae
Gene: Creg1
Product: cellular repressor of E1A stimulated genes 1
Exons: 4
Coding region: 65-727 (220 amino acids)
Source: RefSeq, a predicted model, not a curated record